AUGACCGACUUUUCGACAUGGAAGGUGACAGAUCUCAAGGCCGAAUUGAAACGGCGCGGGAUUCCGCAGACUGGUCUCCGAGUGAAGCAGAACUUCAUUGAUCGACUCCUCGAGGAUGACGCCAAGGGGGAAACCGGUGGCUCGGCGGAAGAAACACCCAGUGCUCCACAGGAAAAAUUAGACGAGGGGAAUGAGAAGGAGGAGAAAAAAGAGGAUAAACCAGAGCCUGAACAAGAUGCACAACAGCCGCCCGCGGAAGUGCCAUCUCAACCGCAAGAGUCUCAGCCCGAGGAGCCCCAACCCGAAGAGCCCCAAACUGAGGAGAAAGGAAACGAAGAAUCGAAACCAGAGGAGAAGGUAGCACCAGAUGCGGCCGCAGAAGAGACACGGGAUGAGCCCAAACCUGCGGAAGACCCCCAGGCUGUCGAAAAGCCUGAAGAACAGUCGCAACAAGCUCAACCGGAGGAGCCCAGCAAGGAGGCACCCCAAGAAGCUCCUGAACAGGCCCAGUCAGGUGAUGCAAUGGAUCAUGAGCCCACCGAGGCUCCUGUUGUUCAGCCCAAUCCUGAAUCGGAAACUCCUGCUGAACCGGUCGAGCAGGCUCCCGGAGAUGCCAUGGAGAAGGAGCCUACGCCUGCCGAAAAGAGUGUGCCGUCCGCUCCUAAUGCUUCAGAAGUGAAUACUGGGUUGUCCACACCCCUUCCCGCAGAAGAAAUCCUCGAGGACACGCGGAAACGGAAGCGUCGCAGUCAGAGUCCUAUUCCUACCCCAGAAGCGCUUGCGAACAAGAAGGCUAGAGCGGAGAAUGGGAGUCCAAAGGUAUCAUUGCCCGAGGAUCGAGUCUCCGAGGCCGCCUCCGAGGGUAAGAAUGCCAAGAACGAUGCGGCUGCCCUGUCUGAAGAACGCCCGAAUGGUCCGGUCCAACAAGAAACCACUACAAACCAGGAGGCAAAGCAUGCAUCCGUUUCUGAAGAACCUCGGGCCAAGAGAGGUGCUCCGCCGAAACAAGAUGCGCGAUUCAAAGGUCUCUUUGCCGCUGAGCGAGACCAACCACGAGCAGCUUCGCCCCCCGUGGACACAGAAAUGGAGGAUGCAGAGGUUGAACCUGCUCUUCAUGUUGCUACAGCAGCUCUCUACGUCGAUGGUUUGAUGCGUCCUCUGCAGCCCCAGGCGCUACGAAACCACAUUGUCAGUCUUGCGUCAGGUUCCGGAGCAUCGCCUGAUCCGGACGUGAUUCUGGAUUUCUACUUGGACCCUAUCAAGACUCAUUGCUUUGUCAGUUUCACCAGUAUCUCAGCAGCGUCACGAGUUCGCUCCGUGCUUCAUGGCACUGUUUGGCCCAACGAACGAAACCGCAAAACCCUGUUUGUCGACUUCAUCCCUGAGAACAAAGUGCAGGAAUGGAUCAGCAGAGAGGAGGGAUCGCGGGGACGUGGUGGUCCUGCACCCCGGUGGGAGGUCAAGUACGACCGAACAGAGGAUGGCGUCGAAGCCGUUCUGGAGGAAAUCGACACGAAGGCCACAGGAUCACGAUCCCAGGAACCGAGUCAUACCAAUGCUUCUUUCCCCGCACCCCCAACUGGUCCUCGCGCAGAUAAAGAAGAUAGACGCCCAAGUGGUCCACCCCCAUCAGAACCUCGUCCUCGACCAGGACAAGGCUUCAAGCCCCUGGACGAGCUGUUCAUGUCGACCACCGCCAAGCCAAAGCUCUACUAUCUUCCUGUUCCUCGGGAAGUAGCGGAUCGCCGUUUGGACCGUUUCGAUGAUAUCCUACGCAAAGGCUCAUAUCCUCGUCGCGGGGGUGAUGAGACCCGGCGGAUUUCGUUCGAAGAUGACGAUUUCUUUGUGGAUCACGGGCCAGAAUUUGCUGGACGGGGCCGCGGGGGACGAGGACGAGGACGAGGGGGUGGCUUCGGAGGUUCAUGGAGGGGUGAUAGGAGAGGACGAUAUUAG
Aspergillus wentii DTO 134E9 is the source of this 1953-nucleotide messenger RNA. Its product is annotated as SAP domain protein. Bases 1 to 1953 code for a protein of 650 amino acids. The record is from RefSeq and is a predicted model, not a curated record. The transcript has a single exon. NCBI's taxonomy places the organism in Eukaryota, Fungi, Ascomycota, Eurotiomycetes, Eurotiales, Aspergillaceae. Gene Ontology annotation, molecular function: nucleic acid binding.